Molecule: messenger RNA, 816 nt
Organism: Fulvia fulva
Lineage: Eukaryota; Fungi; Ascomycota; Dothideomycetes; Mycosphaerellales; Mycosphaerellaceae
Product: Methyltransferase ucsB
Exons: 1
Coding region: 1-816 (271 amino acids)
Source: RefSeq, a predicted model, not a curated record
AUGGCAUCAACCACAAGCACAGCUGGCAACGAUUGGUCGGUCCACGCGCAACAAUACGCCAAACACAUCACAAGCUUCACAGGCAAAGGCGCCGCCGCGCUCGUCGCCUUCGUCAACGAAUAUGCUCCCUUGUCCCUCUCUUCAAAAGUUCUAGACGAAGGCGCAGGCACGGGGAUAAUGACCGAGAUGCUCGUGGCGCAGCACCCAGGCAUCACAGUCACGGCCGCAGACAUUGCUCCUGGCAUGCUCGAAAUCUUGGAUCAGCAGAAGCUACCCAAUGUCAGCACAAAAGUCGUCGAUGCUGCAGCAGACCAUCAAGCUCAAGGCCUAGUCCCAAAAUCCUAUUCUCACGUCCUCAGCUCCUUUCUGGUACAGUUCGUCAAUCCCGGCCAAGCUGCUGUCAACGAGAUGUUUCGCAUGCUUCAACCAGGCGGCACUCUCGGCAUCGCGACCUGGGAAGUACUCUCGAUGGGAGAGCCGUGGUUGAUUGCGUGCAAGAAUCUAGAUCCGAACUUCACCUUCUCUACGCCCUUCAAAUCGUUCAACAACGCGACAUCCCUCGAAAAUGCUCUCCAGGAAGCUGGGUGCAUGGACAUUCACAGCACGAGUGCUGAUAUCUGGUGGGAACCUGAUAGCGUGGAGCACUUUGUGGAAGUAUUUAUGGACUCGCAGAAUCCGGCUUAUGUAGUGAUGCAGGAGGCGUUCCACGGGGACAGGGAGGAGGCGAGGGCGGAAAUGACGAAGGUCGUGAGGGAGAGGUAUGCGGAUCUGAGGUUCUAUUUGAAGGCUGUUUGUGUUGUUGGAAAGAAAGGGUGA